ACAGACUCAACGAACUGGUAAGAGCCGAAGCAGAAGUUUUAAGAAGGAAAGAUAACGAGAGAGAUGGCCGGAGUAGCACAACAACCCAAGAGAGGACCUCGCCCUCGGUUUCCCCCAGUCGAUCGCGAAAAGACUUGCCCUUUAUUGCUUCGAGUAUUCACCAAGGCUGGAAGCCAUCAUGUCGCUGAAGAUUUUGCAGAGAGAGGCAAGGAGCCAAAGGAUGAGGUUCAAAUCUAUACAUGGAAGGACGCUACACUUCGUGAACUAACUGAUCUGGUUAAGGAGGUUGCCCCUGCAGCAAGACGAAAGAAUGCAACACUGUCCUUUGCUUUUGUUUAUCCAGAUAGGCAUGGCCGUUUCACGGUUAGAGUGGUGGGGCAGACUUUUUCUUAUGGAAACGGAAAACUUGACGACGGCAAGAUUUUGGCUGAGCUUGGCUUUCAGAUCGGGGAUUACUUGGACGUGGCGACUAUGUAGACAAGCUCUCUUGGGUGUUUUUAUGGUUUAGCUGAUUGAUUGGAAUUGCAUUGGAGGUUAGGGAACAUAUGUAUGCUAGACCACAGAAACUCAGAAAGGGUUGUUUAGAUUUCGUUGCUUCACAUUUGGGUGUACAUUGUACUUUGCUGUCUCGUUUCUUAGGGUUAGAGCAUAAGCUAAGGUUAAAUUUUUCAGUGUCUGUGAGUCUUGUAUCUGCGAGUUAUUCAAUUUUAAUAAAAAUAUUUGUAUAUUUAAUAAAAAGACGAGUGGAUUUUUGAAGAUUAGAGUCAUUUUGACCGUGGUA
Argentina anserina (silverweed cinquefoil) is the source of this 781-nucleotide messenger RNA. Its product is annotated as histone deacetylase complex subunit SAP18. The coding region runs from base 64 to 477 and encodes 137 amino acids. The record is from RefSeq and is a predicted model, not a curated record. NCBI's taxonomy places the organism in Eukaryota, Viridiplantae, Streptophyta, Magnoliopsida, Rosales, Rosaceae. Gene Ontology annotation, cellular component: nucleus. The transcript has 6 exons. Gene Ontology annotation, molecular function: transcription corepressor activity; transcription factor binding. Gene Ontology annotation, biological process: negative regulation of DNA-templated transcription.